AUAAAUGUUACUACAGCCUAUAAAUAGUGGCUAAGGUUUCAUGUACACCACAAGAACUAAGUGAGUGUGUAAGAACAUGGAGAAUGUGGAGAGCAAAAACAGCAAUGUCGUCAAACGAAAGAAGGGUGGACUUGUCACCAUGCCCUUCAUCUUUGCUAAUGAAACAUCGGAGAAGUUGGCUGUGGUUGGAUUCGGGACUAACAUGAUAAGCUACUUAACUGUGCAACUUCACAUGCCUAUCACGAAAGCAGCCAAUACUCUCACUAACUUUAAUGGCACUGCCAGCUUGACUCCGUUGCUCGGAGCUUUCAUAGCUGAUUCAUAUGCCGGACGCUUCUGGACCAUAACAAUUGCUUCCUUCAUCUAUCUAAUUGGGAUGACAAACUUAACAAUAUCUGCAAUACUACCAAAGUUAAGGCCUCCCCCAUGUAGUGGUGAACAAGUGUGCGAAGAAGCUGAUUCUGGGCAGCUACUAAUCCUGUAUGUUUCACUUCUGUUAACCGCAAUUGGAGCCGGGGGGAUCCGGCCCUGUGUGGUGGCAUUCGGGGCAGACCAGUUCGACGAAACAGACCCGAAACAAAAGACUUCCACGUGGAAGUUCUUCAACUGGUAUUAUUUUUUCAUGGGUGCCUCCAUGCUGCUGGCAGUGACUGUGGUCGUGUACAUACAAGACAAUGUGGGAUGGGGAUGGGGCCUUGGCACGCCAACUGUCGCGAUGGCGCUCUCAAUAAUUGCGUUUCUGAUCGGGUAUCCGCUUUAUAGGAACAUGGAUCCUGCAGGGAGUCCGUUUACGCGGUUGAUUCAAGUUUGUGUGGCUGCAUUCAAGAAGAGAAAUCUGCCAAUGGUUUCUGAUCCUAAGUUGUUGUAUGAAAAUGAUGAACUUGAUGCUCCUAUUUCUUUGGCUGGAAGGCUUGUGCACACUAAACAUAUGAAGUUCUUGGACAAAGCCGCUAUUGUAACAGCAAAAGAUAACGUGAAUUCCUCAUCAAAACUAAACCUAUGGAGGCUAAGCACCGUGCAUAGAGUUGAAGAACUAAAAACAGUGAUUCGAAUGGCACCAAUUUGGGGAUCUGGAAUCCUCCUUAUCACGGCCUAUGCUCAACAAGGGACAUUUUCUCUUCAACAAGCCAAAACCAUGGACAGGCAUGUCACAGAGUCCUUCCAAAUCCCAGCUGGCUCGAUGCAAGUCUUCACUUUAACCUCCAUGCUACUCACAAUCAUUCUCUAUGACCGCAUUCUCAUCCCCCUGAUUAGUCGUUACACUGGUGUAGAACGUGGCAUUUCCUUCCUCACACGCAUGGGAAUUGGCUUUGUUAUUUCAAUCCUAGCUACUUUAGUUGCUGGUUUUGUUGAAAUCAAGCGAAAACAAGCUGCCACUGACAACGGUCUCAUAGACAAGCCUCAUUCCAUAAUCCCUAUACACGUAUACUGGCUCGUGCCUCAGUAUUGCCUACACGGAAUAGCUGAAGCAUUCAUGUCAAUAGGACACCUUGAGUUUUUCUAUGAUCAAGCCCCGGAAAGCAUGAGGAGUACUGCAACUGCAUUGUUCUGGACGUCGAUUUCAGCAGGGAAUUACACAAGUACAUUUUUGGUUUAUCUGGUGCACAAGUAUACCGCAGGACCUGGGGGAUCAAACUGGCUUCCGGAUAGAAAUUUGAACAAGGGAAAGUUGGAGUAUUUUUACUGGCUGAUCACAUUGUUGCAAGUUGUGAAUUUUGUUUAUUACCUUUUAUGUGCAAAAUUCUACACUUUCAAGCCAGUUCAGAUUAAAAAUACAAAGUCUGAUGAUGCAGUGAAAGAUGGAGGUAUCGAGUUAGGGAGUCAGGUUUAGUGUCGCUCUCAAUUCUCAUGGUCUUAUAUCAGAAGUUGGAAACUUCUUACAGUGUAGUUAGUUUAAUCUGUCCGCUUCCAAAGCGGUUUAUUGGAUGAUGUAAAUCAUGAAGCUCUUAUUGAAAGAUAUGAACUUUGAUAAUAA
Messenger RNA from Daucus carota subsp. sativus, 1975 nucleotides. RefSeq names its product protein NRT1/ PTR FAMILY 3.1. NCBI's taxonomy places the organism in Eukaryota, Viridiplantae, Streptophyta, Magnoliopsida, Apiales, Apiaceae. Gene Ontology annotation, biological process: transmembrane transport. Bases 77 to 1831 code for a protein of 584 amino acids. Gene Ontology annotation, molecular function: transmembrane transporter activity. The record is from RefSeq and is a predicted model, not a curated record. Gene Ontology annotation, cellular component: plasma membrane. The transcript has 4 exons.